UUAAAAGUCCAUCUUUACUCUUCCAUUCCAGCAUAGUCACAAAACAGUAAAUAUGGAUCGCUCUCCGUCUCAUAACAAAGCUAGAGACGAGAAAGUCCGGUUGAUGCAAGAAAGGCAAAAGUAUUGGAUGCAGCAGAGAGAAACUGCUUCUAAGAAGAAGGACGUACAAGCUGAUAGCCAGCUAGCUUCAGGGAAGUCCGCAUCAAGAUCUGUGAAUAAUAAACAGUCGCAAUCAAAAAGGGGAAAGAGCGACGAAGUAUUGUUAUGGACUGCGAAAAAGCCAGACGCAGUACACGAUGGUUUUGUUGUGAGAAAACAAUCAGCAAAAUCUGACAAAAUUGCAUCAGCUCGAUCUACUUCAUCAAAAAGUGGGUCCGUAAGCAACAGACCAAACAGCAGAACUUCAUCAUUGGAUAUCUUAAGUAAAUCAGAUGUUAAAAAGUACAGUAAACAUGAAGCUAAAGUUGAUCAAUUUACAAGCACCCCAGACAGAAAAUCUGCAGCUAAUGAUGAGCUUGAUAUGAUAAUUGCAAGUGAUAUUUCUUCUAUUAAGAUAGGUUCUCUCGAAAACCAGCCUAUCAGCAACCUUGCAAAGAGAAAUGAGUAUGACAAGCUUAAUUAUACUUCAUUGAACAACAGAAAAGUAGAUAUGGAUGAACAGAUAAGUAAAUCAAGCUCAACGUUCACCUAUCAAUCACAGGAUAACUUUUCAGAUCCAAGGAUAAAUGAACAAGGACAAAACAACAAGUACUCUAUGCAUUGUUGUCCAAUGUGUAAAAAGCUCAUGCACCAGCAGAGCAAUCUUCCAUUUUUGAUUAUCCCUUGUGGUCACAAUAUUUGUGCUCAGUGCCAACCAGGGCAGGUAUAUUGUCCAACAUGCAAUGCAAAAAUUGCCUCUGUUGUAGAAAAUAGUACACUGAGUCAGGUUAUUAAGGAAUAUAAGAAACACGAGGAGAGAGAAGAACUUGCCAGAAAAGAGAAGGAAGCAAGAAAAUAUGUGGAUGAGUAUGAUUCGUUGAAGACAAGAUGUGAGGUUCUAAGUAACAAAGCAGAGGGUGUUAUUGAGACGAUGGAACAUAUCACAUCAGAACUUGUGGGCCGAAAAACAAAAAUGAAGAAUAUGGAAGAGAGAAGACAAGACUUACUAGAGCAAAUUGAAAGCCUCAAAGAAGAACUUUCAAAUUGUGAAAUUGAAUGCAAAGAUAACGAAAGAGAAUGCAUGGAACUGGAAGUCUCAUAUUCGAAGGAAAAAGAAAACUUGGACUUGAUAGAAAAUACUCUAGAAAGGGUGAAGCAGAGCAAAAAUAGGGUGAAAACACUGGUGCACAGUCUUAUCCCAACAUUUGUCUUUGAUGAUGAUUGAUACUCUGUAGAUUUGUUGACUACUAUGAUAAACAUAUCUUUAGAAGGUUAAAAGGUGACCUUAGACACCUAAAUAGGUAAUACAAAGAUUCUUUGAAAUGUGUUAAAAUCCCAUUAAGAUUUCCCUGUGCUUGCGGCUUCCCAUGGGUUUUUCAAUAUCAAAUAAUAUGGCUUUUCCCACUUACCUAAUAUAAGUUCGAGUGGCAUUCUUUUAAAAAAGGAAUGGUUUUUUCCCUAAACCACUAGGCUUGGGUGCCAUAUCAAAUACUUUGUUUUCAUUUUGAUCUUGAAAACCUAUUACUGAGAGCUAUUUGAUGAUGAUAAAUGUCACCAAACAUAGGAAUUAUUGGUUGAUAGUGUUUAUUUUGUUGUAUUUCAAAUGAGUAUGCUAUAAGAAAAGGGACAUGAUUUGCUUAUGAAAGUCCACUGUUCAUUUUAAAAUGAACAUCAGUGCCAAGAAUUCUUCAAAAUUCAACAGAAUUUAUCAAAAUGUAAAUAUGUAUCACAAGAUGUUUCUUCUUCAAGAAAAUAGAACAUUCACUAGUGUCAUAGGAAGAGCAUUUCCUGCAAUGCAGAUUAAUUCCAAAGUGUGUAUAUGUAAAAUCCUGAGACCAAAGCAUUGUGCAUGUCUUUUUUUCAUUUCUUAACGUAGAAAGAUAUCAAGUGUAUUUGAAAAUACAAAUUAUUUAAAUGAACUUUGAAAUAUAAUGUAGCGGAGAUAAAAACAAAUUUAAAGACAAAACUUAUUAUCUAUGGUAUUCAAUUCUGGUGACAAAAAUACAAAUAACUAAAUGGUAUACUUUUUGUAGGAAUUCAACAUAAAGGAGUCAAUGUAGCAAAAAAUCUUUAAUAUCUUUAAUAGAAGAAAAGAUUAUCUAUAAGACUACCUAAGGGUAAGGAUAAAUUUUUGUUACAUCACUAUUCAAAUGAGAAACAAGAAAACAACCAAACUAACAGAUUGGCAAUAUCUAAGGGUGAAAAUAUUGCCUUGGGACAAUUUUCAUCCUAAAAAAAAUUCUUGCAACCUUCAAAAUUGGAAAUGUUGCCCUGGUUGUGUAAAACCAAGAAAAGUGUCAAACUAAGACAUAAACUUAGAGGGAUUUUGGAGGGGUCACAUACCUCUAAAAGUUGACAGGUCUAACAAAUGAUUUGCUUGAAAGAUGUUAAAACUCUGACAGGCCUGGCCCCAAGCACAAGAAUAUAAAUACAGAAUGCAUUUUGCAUCCAGAAUUAGGGAACUAUUUCUAUCUUCAAGGAAGUUUUCACUAAGAAUUGUGUAAUUUGCAUUGAGCAUAAAAUUCUCUCUCUUUUCUAAACACUGUGCAAAACACUGCAAUCUUAUAUCAUCUAGCAAUUAAUUCGAAUUGACAUGCUCCCUUCAAAAUGAUUACAAUGAGGUCUUUAGGUAACAAAAAUGCCAGUACUUUUGACAGAAGAUUAAGGCAAGAACCAUAUGUACAAAAAAUAAAACAUUCGGCCAUUGAUGAUUAAUGGUGGUUUGAAAAAUCAUGUCU
Rhopilema esculentum is the source of this 2876-nucleotide messenger RNA. RefSeq lists its product as uncharacterized. Gene Ontology annotation, molecular function: single-stranded DNA binding; ubiquitin protein ligase activity. The record is from RefSeq and is a predicted model, not a curated record. Gene Ontology annotation, biological process: protein monoubiquitination; DNA damage tolerance. NCBI's taxonomy places the organism in Eukaryota, Metazoa, Cnidaria, Scyphozoa, Rhizostomeae, Rhizostomatidae.